This is a messenger RNA of Monopterus albus (swamp eel), 2074 nucleotides long. Its product is annotated as tricarboxylate transport protein, mitochondrial. Bases 103 to 729 code for a protein of 208 amino acids. The transcript is spliced from 7 exons. Gene Ontology annotation, cellular component: mitochondrion. Gene Ontology annotation, biological process: mitochondrial citrate transmembrane transport. Lineage: Eukaryota; Metazoa; Chordata; Actinopteri; Synbranchiformes; Synbranchidae. The record is from RefSeq and is a predicted model, not a curated record. Gene Ontology annotation, molecular function: citrate secondary active transmembrane transporter activity.
UGUGUGAAGCAGACUGUGCGCGGUCAUGGCGUGAGGGGUCUGUACCGAGGUCUGAGCUCUCUGCUCUACGGCUCCAUACCUAAAGCAGCUGUCAGGUUUGGGAUGUUUGAGUUCCUCAGUAAUAAGAUGCGUGAUGAGAGCGGCAAACUAGACAGCAAGCGAGGGUUCCUCUGUGGUCUUGGAGCUGGAGUCGCAGAGGCUGUGGUCGUCGUCUGUCCUAUGGAGACGAUUAAGGUCAAAUUCAUCCACGAUCAGACGUCGGCAAACCCAAAGUACAAGGGAUUUUUCCAUGGGGUGAGGGAGAUUAUUAGAACUCAAGGACUGAAGGGGACGUACCAGGGCCUAACUGCCACUGUACUGAAGCAAGGCUCCAACCAGGCCAUCCGCUUCUAUGUCAUGACUUCACUGAGGAACUGGUACAAAGGCGAUGACCCCAACAAAUCCAUUAACCCUCUGGUAACUGGAAUGUUUGGUGCUGUUGCUGGUGCAGCCAGUGUGUUUGGAAACACUCCCCUGGACGUCAUUAAGACCAGAAUGCAGGGGCUCGAAGCGCACAAGUACAAAAGCACAAUAGACUGUGCCGUCAAGAUCAUGAGGCACGAGGGGGCGUUGGCGUUCUACAAAGGUACUGUUCCCCGGCUGGGUCGGGUGUGCAUGGAUGUGGCCAUAGUCUUCGUUAUCUACGAGGAAGUCGUGAAGGUUCUGAACAUAGUCUGGAAGACGGACUGAAGUGAACACCACAGUGCUGCGCAAGCAGGAGUGUGAGACUGGCCAGUCACGUUGUUAACCAGGCCACGUCCCAAACCAAUCUCCUGAAACCCUGCUUCUAGGUUCUAAUAUCUACCUCUCAGAAAGAAAGGGUAUUUUAUUUAUAACACAGAUGUUGCGAGUGGAAGCACUGUCUGCGUGAAAGAAGCUGCAGGAUCACUGCUUACACUUGGUCUUUUUUCUAAAGUUCCAGAAGGGGGAAGUUCCUUAAGACCUCAGGGAGGGGAACAGGGCGUUUAUUUAGACCUGCACAAAGACCUGCAGCGCUUUGAGUUGAGUUGUACUAGUGCUGUGUGUACUUGAUCAAAGAGAAACCAUCACCUGACCUGACAUAAUGUGAUUUAAGCACUACAGACAAAAAAAUACUUGAGCAGAGGUAGGUAGAUGGAUAUUUUAUUGAUCUCGAGGGAAAUUCAGGUGUACUGGCUUCAGAUUUUAUUAGAUAACAAAUACUUCCAAGCCCUUCUUAUAUGCAAGUAUUCCAGUUUCUUUUUUCAAAAGACUGUUCAAAACUAUUAUUUUAUUCACUACCUGUUGGAAGAAUUAAUGUUCACAUGCUGCAGAGGAAUAAGAACUAAAUGCCUUCAAUCACAAUUGUCAAAUGAAUCAAUACAGAUCUGUAGGCUGCAGUUUUUAAUGAUGUGUAUUCAGCUACGAAACAAUGGUUGAGGUGGUGGCGAUUCUUUAAAUCACUUAAUUUGUUAGUGUUAUUAAAAAAGUGCCUUUGUGUUACAUGGUUUAUUGGAGAUUAACAAUGAUUGAAUGUUUUAUGUUACUUCUUCACUGUGGAUGGUUUUUUAGUUUCUCACGCUGCAGUGGUGCCAGAUGUUGAAGAUGUUCAUAUCUUAUUAAUUCAACUGUUUUGGGGAAUUAUUUGCUUCUAAUUUUUAAAUUGCCUUUGCUGCUUAGACGUGCUUUUUUGAGAAAUGCCAUUAAUGGUGCCUUUCAUUGCAUUCCACAGAGCACGAGUGAUUAGCUUUGCUUUUAUUGCAGCCUUUCAGAUUCUCUUCUUUUAACUGUGCUGUAACUUCAAUUGCCUUUCACCCAAUGUGCCAACUGCUGCAUUUAGAUACAAUAUAACUAAUGCCAUGUUAUAGACUGUAGUUUGUCCUCCUGGUUUAAAUGCAGUGCACCACAAUCUUUGUCUAGGAUGCACAAUGUUUACUUUGAGCUCCGUUUUUCAGCUGGCGGAGAUAGUUGAAUGUCUUUGGGGUUUUCAUAUUUAAAAACACUGGUACUAAACCCAGCGCUGUGCCUUCAGUCUAAUUAAUUCGAAUGUAUGAUCACAAAUAAACAUUGGAUCUGA